AUGGAUAGACUGUUCAUAGGUCUAACGGGAGACCAAGUACUGGAAGGAAAACUAAUCGAUGGUCAAUUCAACAAACUUGCUUGGACACACAUUGUUGAUAAUUUCAAGCAGAGUUUUGGUUCUUCUUUUACCAAGGAUGUGUUGAAAAAUCGUAUGAAAACUUUGAAGAAGAACUAUGUUGCUGUGAGUACUCUUAGAGGUCAAAGUGGAUUUGGAUGGGAUCAGUCGCGAGAAAUUGUGGUUGCUGAUGAUGUUGUAUGGGAUGAUUAUAUCAAGAAGCAUCCUGAUGUCAAAUGUUGGAGGACAAAGUCGCUUGCUCACUUUGAUGAGUUAGCUAUUUUAUUUGGGGAUAAUAGGGCCAAUGGAAGGUAUAUCCGCUGUAGGAAUGACAAUACUGUGCACGAUGAUGAUGACCAUGAUAAUGAAAAUUUAGAUAACACACAAUCUCCAGACCGUUUUACAAAUGGUACUCAAGAACAGAAUGAAAAUGGAUAUAAAGAUAAGGCUGAGGACUUCCAUACAUCUGACACUCAAAAAAGGGCUCGAGCUUCAACAGGUAUGAAUUCACGUCCUUUUAGAAAAACCAAAAAGAGUACAAGAGAAGGAAUGGUAGACGCAAUUCAGGCGCUAGAUUUAUUGGAAGAUGAAAAGAAAGCUAAGAUUUUCAUUGCAUUUACUGGGAACAGGAAACGACAGUGGUUGUUAUCGAAGCUCAAUAUUCCCGCAUAUUAUCCUUGUACUUUAAGUGACUAG
Papaver somniferum (opium poppy) is the source of this 753-nucleotide messenger RNA. RefSeq lists its product as uncharacterized. The transcript has 3 exons. The record is from RefSeq and is a predicted model, not a curated record. NCBI's taxonomy places the organism in Eukaryota, Viridiplantae, Streptophyta, Magnoliopsida, Ranunculales, Papaveraceae. Bases 1 to 753 code for a protein of 250 amino acids.